GGGCAUAUUUGUUCCACGCCGUUGUGAAAUCAUGUGUGAAAUAACAGCACUGUCAACGAGUGUGCUGUCAGUCGGUAAAUAUUUAGUCUGAUGGUAUGUUAGUAGUAGAUCAAAAUGUCAGAAACCAUAGAAAUCCCGGAAAACGGUGUGAAGAAUAAUGGAUAUAUUUCAGACAAUGGGGAACAUAAGCAGAAUUCGCUUCCCAGAGAACGAAAAGUGUCUUACCAAGAAGAGACCGGAAAUGACGCAGCUAAGGGCGACAACAAAGUGGAUUUACAAACUGAAAGUUUUGAUCGCCUACUGUACAAAACCAGCGAAACCCCGCCAAUUCAUCUGCUUCUACUUUUCGCAUUUCAGCAACUCCUGAUGUCGAUCUCGGGCACGCUAGCUGUUGUGCUGAUCGCCUCUAAGGUGAUCUGUGCAGUAGAUGACGAGGAAUUCGUGGCCUACAUACUAAGUUCCUCUCUCUUUAUGAAUGGAGUCUGCACAAUUCUAAUGAACACUGUCGGAGUCAGAUUGCCUCUUUAUCAAGGGGCCUACGGCGGGUAUAUUCUGCCUCUGUUGACUCUACUAGAGAUCGACCCUAAUAAGUGUAAAGUGAAAACUCAUCUUCAAGGCUUAAAUUCCACAAACGCUUCAUCAGAGAUAACAGUCAGCGAGGCUUCAGAAUUACGGGGAGUUAUAUUAACAAAUAUGAGAGAGCUACAGGGGUGUCUGAUGCUGGUGGGGGUGGUCCACAUGUUGAUGGGGGCCACGGGACUGAUCGGGGUCCUCCUCCGAUUUAUCGGUCCCGUGACUGUGGUACCCACCAUCCUACUGCUCGGGAUAACCGUCGUGGGCCCCAUCCUGGACUUCUGUGUACCCAACUGGGGGAUUGCAGCUCUAGUAACCGUCACCGGCUUUGUGUUGGCUUUCUAUCUAGCCAAGUAUAACAUGCCUGUAGCGGUCUGGACGCCCAAGGGCGGAUGUCGAGUUGUUAAGUACCCGUUACAUCAAGUGUUUGCUAUCCUGAUUUCUAUCGUGGUGGGCUGGGUGGUCAGUUGGAUCGUCACAGAAGCUGGUGGUUUUACGGACGAUAAAGCAGAUAAAGGUUACAAUGCCCGCACGGACGCUCGUCUGGAAGGAAUCGCGGCGGCAGACUGGUUCUUUUUCCCCUAUCCAGGUCUCCAUGGACCCAUUUCCUAUUCGACUCCAGUUUUCCUAGGAUUUUUAAUAGCGACCUUUCUAUCUAUCUUGGAUUCGAUUGGAGAUUACUACGCAUGCGCAUCUAUGAGUCACGUGCCGCCUCCACCGCAGCACGCGGUUAAUAGAGGCAUUAUGAUAGAGGGGUUAGGAACUAUUCUGUCUGGAGCUGUUGGAGCAACGCAAGCCACGACAACUUAUGGUGGUAACAUAGGAUCAAUAGGAGUUACACGGGUUGCCAGUACUAGUGUUUUUGUCGGGUGUGGUAUUCUCUAUAUUAUCUUCGGUCUGUUCGGGAAGUUGUCUGCCGUGUUCAUUUCGAUCCCGUACCCAGUUCUCGGUGGCUCCUUAAUCACUAUGAUCGGAAUGUUUAUUGGGGUCACGCUUUCUAACCUCAGACCAAUUUCUCUGACGUCAUCUAGAAAUUUAGCUAUCAUUGGAACCUCUAUAUUAAUGGGUCUUCUAAUUCCAGAAUGGGUUAAGAAGUACGGCAGUGAUCUCGAUACAG
Molecule: messenger RNA, 1690 nt
Organism: Saccostrea cuccullata (small rock oyster)
Lineage: Eukaryota; Metazoa; Mollusca; Bivalvia; Ostreida; Ostreidae
Product: solute carrier family 23 member 2-like
Exons: 10
Biological process (GO): transmembrane transport
Cellular component (GO): membrane
Molecular function (GO): transmembrane transporter activity
Source: RefSeq, a predicted model, not a curated record